AUGGAGCAAGAAAUUACUGGAAGAGAAAUUCUGCGAUGUACUUGGAAGAUGCUAGAAGGCAAGGCAAAUAAUCUUGUGAACGGCAUUCAAAGCCGCUCAGAUAAACUGGACAAAUCAACAUCAUGCCCUCUGUCGGAGCAAACUAACUUUGACAGCUCCAUCGAGAACAAGGUAGCUGACUUCAAAAGGCUUGUAGACAUAUUCCUCUUUGGAGGGGGAAGUAUACCUCCGCUCACGCUCCACCAAAUGCACCACAAAAGGCCUUUUGAAUGGAAAGAUAAGGCCAGCAAGAUGCGAGAUGUAUCUCUUCACGAGGAACUGGUUGGCUACUUCAAUGAUGCCACCGCAUUUAAAACAUUUCUGGCCUACGAAUUGCCAGAAAUUACGGAAGCUGUGAGAAUGAAGGCGACCAUAAAAGAGAGAAUACAAUUUGGACUUGCAGGCCAAAGGAGUCGCUGGCGCAAGAACGAGGGCAAAUGCGAAAAAAGGAAACGUGACGAAAAGAAUGUUGGCGAUGGGCGAAGGAAAACCGCAUUUGUUCCUCUGGUAAAGACAUUUCUUCGCGUACGAGGAGAAAUCGAUAAGGUAAAAAUUGUUAAUUUAGCUUUUAUUAAACUCGAUGACCCAAUAGGUUAAUUAUCGAAUCCACCGAAAAAUUCGAUUUUUUUUAGCGCGAAUUUACCCAACAGCUAAAAAUAGCUUAGUAACCGCACAUAUUUCUUCACCAUGUGCUUUUAUUUAGCCUGGUUACUGAGGUCAACAAAGAUGGCGGUUUGGUUUAUACUGACUCUUUCGUUCAGUUUCUUCAGCUGUUUCGUUUGCUUUGGGCAUUUGUUAUAUUCGUACGGUUUUAAAGGGAACAGAAUUUUUGGGACCAUGUUCCAACCAUUUUGCUACUGGUUUUAAGACGCAUCCCAAGUUUAAUAGAUCGGAAAGUUUAAUUCAAGUUUAAUUACAUGUAUUAUGCCAGAUUAUGCACAUGGAUAUAUUGUCAUUUGAUUAUCACUCAUGUGUGCGCCUUUCUGUUUAAGAAACAAAAUGACAGUAUUGAUGGAAAAUCCGAAGGUGAAGGUGAGGGUGAAGGUGAUGAUUAUGGUAUAAAGGAAGAUACAUGUAAUGAAGUUGGCAAGGAAAUCAUUAGCGAUGAUGACAUGCUGGUAAGUGAAAUGGCUAAUGCUUGUUUGUGAACUUACACUGUACAUCUAUUAUUAUUUUGAUACAAUAAACUAGUUAGUGUUACUCGAAACUAACGCCAGUAAGCUGUUUAUUUUUGUCUGCCAGUGGAUUUUUGUAAGUCAGAAAAAUUCAAUCCAAGAUAGAUAGUUUUGCAUUUAUGUUAUAGUAGGAUAUAUAAUUGCUACAUAUAUUUUUUUAUAUAGUAACAUAUCAUUUGCUUCAAGGAAUUAUUAUGCAGUGUAUAAAAAUGUAGAGUUAUUUUCAUUCCUAAGUUCAAGAAAAUUUCUGUCCAAAUUGUUAGGUUGCUACCUAGCAAAAACAAAAAACCGCACCACAGUAAUAUAGAAGAACUGCUCAGAGCCAUUCAUAACAUUGGUUGAUUAGCUGUUGCAGUUUGCAGUUCUUAUUCAAUCUGCAUGUAUGUCAUACUGGUGUAGUCCAUGGCCUACCACUGGUUAAUUUUCUACAGUAAAAAGAAAUCAAAAAAUCCUAUAUUUGUGAAAAGUUUAUUAUGCACAUGGCUAUACAGGGUACUUCCAUUAAUUUUGAUUUUCUCUCACGAGUGUGACUUUUUGUUUAAGGAAAAGAGUCAUGAACAAGACGAAGAAGAAGAAAAAGUAGAAGAAAAAGAUGAACAAGACGAAGAAGAAGAAAAAGUAGAAGAAGAAGAAUAUGAACAAGACGAAGAAGAAGAAAAAGUAGAAGAAGAAGAUGAACAAAAAGAAGAAGAAGAAAAAGUA
Molecule: messenger RNA, 1916 nt
Organism: Porites lobata
Lineage: Eukaryota; Metazoa; Cnidaria; Anthozoa; Scleractinia; Poritidae
Source: the annotation of a GenBank genome assembly